GUGAUAGUGUUUUAGCGUCCACAAGAAAGAUAACUAAAAGGAUUAAUUUGUGAACUUUUGUGAUUAUGUCUUCCGAAUUAGACAACUUUCUUAUUAAAUUCCUUUUAACCUACGAAAUACAUGUAUAAAGAUUUACAGAUUUUAUUCAACGAAUCGAAGCAUUAGCUGAAAGAGUAUAUAUUUACAUAUCGAUGUACCUACUAGAUUGCAACGCUUUGUGAUUAGUAUAUCAGUUACAGGUGGGAUUAUUACAUUUUGUUAUUAACAAAAUGUCGUUAGCAAGCUUACUACCUACACCAUCUCAGGUCGUGUGGGAUAGAGAAGAUGAAGCAAGGGAACAGAAAUUACGACAGAGACCUGUAUCUGCUCUUGUCAAAGCUGUUGUUACUGCUCCACCAUAUGGCCAACGUAAAGGAUUUGUACCAAGAAAUCCAGAAGAUUUUGGAGAUGGUGGAGCAUUCCCAGAGAUUCAUGUAGCCCAAUAUCCACUUGGGAUGGGAAUGAAGGGAAAAGAAACCACUAGUAAUGCUUUAGCAGUACAGCUUGAUGCUCAAGGAAAAGUGAAAUAUGAUGUUGUUGCUAGACAAGGCCACUCUAAGGAUAAGAUCGUGUACAGCAAACUGAGUGACUUAUUACCUUCAGAAAUUACAAGUGAGGAAGAUCCUAGUUUGCAACGUCCACCCAAUGAAGAAAUUGAUGAACUCACAGAAAAAACUAAGAAGGCUUUAGAGAAGAUAACAAGAUCAAAGAUAGCUGCAGCAAUGCCAGUAAGAUGCGCGGAGAAACAAGCUCCUGCGCAAUACAUUCGAUAUACACCUUCCCAACAAGGACAAUCAUUUAAUUCUGGGGCUAAACAAAGGGUUAUUAGAAUGGUGGAGGCUCAGAUAGAUCCUUUAGAACCACCAAAAUUCAAAAUUAAUAAAAAAAUACCGCGAGGUCCUCCAUCACCGCCAGCGCCUGUGAUGCACUCGCCUACGCGGAAAGUAACAGUAAAAGAACAGAAGGAGUGGAAAAUACCGCCCUGUAUUAGUAACUGGAAAAAUGCGAAAGGAUACACGAUCCCGCUCGAUAAACGACUAGCUGCAGACGGUCGUGGGUUGCAACAGGUUCACAUAAAUGAGAACUUUGCUAAGCUGGCUGAGGCUCUUUAUAUAGCAGAUAGGAAAGCUCGAGAGGCGGUAGAAAUGCGAGCACAGCUUGAGAAGAAACUUGCCCAGAAGGAAAAAGAGAAAAAAGAGGACCAUCUGAGACAACUAGCGCAGAAAGCUAGGGAAGAACGUGCUGGUUUAAAAUCAGCAGCAAUGGAAAAAUCGGAGGAGUCGCGGGAAAGAGAUCAACUCAGGCAAGAACGACACAAGGACCGUGCUCGAGAGCGGAAUUUGGCGCGUGCUGCACCUGAUAAGCGUUCUAGAUUGCAACGUGAACGAGAACGCGACAUCAGUGAACAGAUUGCACUCGGUUUACCAGCAAAGAGUAUUCCUAAUACCGGAGAAGCACAGUUUGACCAAAGAUUGUUCAACACUAGCAAAGGAAUGGAUAGUGGUUACGGGCAUGAUGACGAAUAUAAUGUUUAUGAUAAGCCCUGGAAAGAUUCUAACUCUAUCGGCUCUCAUAUAUACCGUCCUAGUAAAAAUAUUGAUAAAGAUACUUACGGAGAUGAUUUGGAAAAGCUUGUUAAAACGAACAGAUUUGUUCCGGAUAAGGAAUUCAGCGGAACUGAUAGAUCAACGACACGCUCAGGACCAGUACAGUUCGAGAAGGAUGAGGAAGAUCCUUUUGGUUUGGAUCAGUUCUUGAAGCAAGCCAAGCGUGCGAGCAGUUCUACUACCACAACAACAAAACGCAAAGACGAGCGGGAACAACGGAGAGACGAUCGCGACAAACGAAGGAAACAUUAACUUUCUUUGUUGUUUAUCUGUUCUUAUUAUUUUAGAACAAUUUUCCUUUUUUUAAUGUUAUAUAAGUUAGCUCUAGAUUCAAAUAAAUGAAGCUUAAAAUUA
Molecule: messenger RNA, 2000 nt
Organism: Bombus huntii
Lineage: Eukaryota; Metazoa; Arthropoda; Insecta; Hymenoptera; Apidae
Gene: Bx42
Product: puff-specific protein Bx42
Exons: 8
Coding region: 270-1898 (542 amino acids)
Biological process (GO): mRNA splicing, via spliceosome
Cellular component (GO): spliceosomal complex
Source: RefSeq, a predicted model, not a curated record